AUGACAACAGCGCAGGUAGAUGCCCUGUUCGUCCGACAGCAUCGGCAGGAAAUGAUGGCAGAGGUAUGCCGACAUUGGCUUCUGAUGUUUGGCAUCAGCAGCUUCGUUUUAGGCAUGCUGACCGUGGUCAUGCUAGUGUGGCUGUGUUUCGUUUGGGCCAAGGCCUAUGUGAAAGGCUUCCACAGCUGUGACUCGCUUCUGACUCUUUGGGCUUUCGUCCUGUACAGCAUGAUGAUCCUGAAUUUUGCCAAGUCCACCGCCUGUGGCCACAGGCUCAUGGGCACCCUCUGCGCGUGGGAGCCUGAUCCUGAUUUUCCUCACCGUGCUCCGUUGCGGGUGAAGCUCUUCAAUCUGUUGCUACCGCUGUUCAUGUUCACCUGGAAUGCCAUCGGUAUCCACUGGGCCAGGCUGUCCACCGCGCCUCAAGUUCCACGGCUUGUUUGUCAAGAGGAAAGCCAAGGUGUGAUCGAUGCCAUCUUGGCUUUCGCAACGGUUAACAUCGCACUGACUGUGUUCAUGUUCCUCAACAUUGUUGGGUUAGCCUACUUCUUUCGAAUGCUUCUUCGAAUGGGAGUUGUCCACUCCAGCAAGGCGGCACCGGAAGGGUCGUUGGAGGCGAGCACCGAGAAGGUCACUGCCGAAACAGCUAAACUGGCCGAUUCUCCCCAGUGUCCAAUCUGCCUGGAGGACUUCUCCGACACUGAUGAGUCACAGGAUAUCUCAAGGACCUUGAAGUGCAAUCACUACUUCCACAAGGCCUGCCUCAAGGACUGGCUGCAAGUAAAUCGAGACUGCCCGCUGUGCCGGCAAGACUUGGCGAAGCCAAGUUUGGAGGCAACGCCGGCGGAGUCCCAUAGCAGCGAUCUCCCAGUCUGA
Symbiodinium necroappetens is the source of this 876-nucleotide messenger RNA. NCBI's taxonomy places the organism in Eukaryota, Dinophyceae, Suessiales, Symbiodiniaceae. The record is from the annotation of a GenBank genome assembly.